UCGUUGCAAUCAUCACUUUUUUCCAUCGCGAGCAAUCCCUUUUUUGCUGGACGAGGACAAGGUGAAAACUUUUCAAAUUAUCUGGAAAAUCGAUGUGAAUCAUAAUCGUUUUCUGGAUCGGAUCGUUCCAAUCGUAAAAUGGAAGGAGGCGAUAAACUGCUGAUGGCGGCCGGAGUGACCGCGGCCGUGUUUGUGGGAGCUUUUGUUUUCUGGGGCCCUUCAGGUUCUUCGAGAUUACGUCAACGGCGAGGUCAGAUUGCUGGAUUGCAUAACUUUGGAAAGACAUGUUUCCUAAACACAUUGCUACAGGCUUUAGCUGCCUGUCCACAGUUUAUUGCUUGGCUACAGCUCCAUAAUGCUAAAGAUAAGAAAAGUCUGGUCAGUUCGCUGCAGAACGUUUUGGAAGUGGUUAAUGGAACCCAUCCCACUCUGAGGGGUGAUCCAUACUCACCGGGAGCCGUUAUUCGGGCUCUGAACACACUGGGUUGGGUCAUUCCACCGGAUGAACACGACCCGCACGAGCUGCUUCAUGUGCUGCUGAAUUCUCUCGAAGAGGAAGCCACAAAGCCGAAGAAAAUCGGUUGCCUUUCGGAUGCCCUUGGAGAAGAGGAAUUACGGGCCAUGAUGCCCCCGGCACGGCCAUCCAGCGCAAUGCUGUCCGAUUUUUGCAAUACCGACUACGACGAGUCUACUGGUCUCACCCGCUAUGCACGAUCCGAAGCCCACACUCCGGAUUCACCGCAUUCGACCUGCACGGAAACGGAUGCGAGUGACUCGAUGGCAGUGCAGGACGGAUCGAUGCUGCUCGAUUGCGCCGGAUCGCCACCGUCGAUUGUUUCCACCUUCUCGGGCAGGCCCAGCCGGCCACGGUCCAUCCUGGCCUCCGAUAUGGUCCAGAAUGGCGGCGGAAAUGCGCUGAACAAACGCAACUCCGGAUCUUGUCGGUCGUUGGAACGGAUCAACCGUGGUCCGGGUCGCGUCUCCGUGUGGGGUGACCGACAGCAAAUCCAGGUACCGCAUCCCUUCCGCGGUGGUCUCAGCAGUCAACUUUGCUGCUCCGGAUGCGGCUACAAAUCCGUCGUUCGAUACGACAAGUUCGAUAACAUUACACUGGCACUACCGGAAAUUAAAAAUCCCGGCAUCUCCAUUGGGAGUCUCUUGACCGAGUUCAUUCAACCGGAAACCCUCAACGGAGUCCAGUGCGACGCUUGUAACGAAACCACCACCCAUACGAAGACACUCACUUUCAGCAAGCUGCCCGCUUGUCUGUGCAUUCACAUCGCCCGGACCACUUGGUUACCAACUGGUCACGCGUACAAGCGGCAGGACUUUGUCCACUUUCCAGAAACCCUGUCGAUGGCACCGUACAGCUUUGUGCAGCCCAGUCUGAAUAGUGCCAUGAGCACUCCGUGGGGCUCGACUAUGUCGCUCUACUCGGCCAGCAUCGGGGCGGGGGCCUACGAGAGUGGAAACUACAUGGGCGUCGGCGGCGGUGGUACCGAGCAAAACACUCCGGUCGGUUCGGUUGGAUCGGCUUUCAACUUUGGAUCGUACACCUUUGGGGCGAUGUUCCCCAAGAAUCUGUACCGUUUGCUGGCCGUUAUUGUGCACUCUGGCGAAGCCAACUCGGGGCACUUUGUCACGUACCGACGCGGGGCACUGAGGAAUUCGCACAAAUGGUACUACACCUCGGAUACCGUGGUGCGGGAGGUCACGAUCGAGGAGGUCCUGAGCACCCCGGCCUACAUGCUGUUCUACGAUCGGGGCCCAUCUUCCUCCAAGUAUCAGCAAGGAGGAGCUGGUGGCGGAGCAGGAUCCGCGGCCGGUGGAAUGGGCAGCAGCACCUCCCAUACCGGCGGGGGUGCCGUGUCUUAACUCUAAUUGGGUAAGUAUUUUCAGCAGAUUAUUAUCUUUAAAUUUACCUAUACCUACAUAUUUGUAAGAAGAAAAACAAAACGAAAACCAUAGUCGUUUAAGGCAGAGAAACUGAUAACUGAUGUUCGCUUAGAUGCGUAAAAAAGCAGGAUUUGUGAAACUCUCUCUUCAAGUUGGAAGAGAUAUUUGAUCGGAGUGAUGAAUAAAUCGGUAAAUUUUGUAAUGCCAAACAAUAAACAAGUUCUAAAAAGAAUAUAAAAUCAAACCCGAAGACAAAAAGUCAACUCAAUAAUGUUGCAUACGAUAUUGGCUACUGCUAAAUUUUAUCGAAUCCACCGGUUGAUAAACUCAAAAAAAAAAAAAGAA
This is a messenger RNA of Uranotaenia lowii, 2241 nucleotides long. RefSeq names its product ubiquitin carboxyl-terminal hydrolase 30 homolog (gene Usp30). The record is from RefSeq and is a predicted model, not a curated record. Gene Ontology annotation, cellular component: cytosol; nucleus. The transcript has 4 exons. Gene Ontology annotation, biological process: protein deubiquitination. Gene Ontology annotation, molecular function: cysteine-type deubiquitinase activity; cysteine-type endopeptidase activity. The coding region runs from base 139 to 1875 and encodes 578 amino acids. Lineage: Eukaryota; Metazoa; Arthropoda; Insecta; Diptera; Culicidae.